Molecule: messenger RNA, 4233 nt
Organism: Cyprinus carpio (common carp)
Lineage: Eukaryota; Metazoa; Chordata; Actinopteri; Cypriniformes; Cyprinidae
Product: leucine-rich repeat transmembrane neuronal protein 4-like
Molecular function (GO): protein binding
Source: RefSeq, a predicted model, not a curated record
CGAAGGGAUCUUGCAAACCUGCUGGGCAAACGCGAUAUUUAUGCAGAGAUGGGAUCCCUGGUGAGAUCCCGUUGGUUGAUGAUCCCCCUACUCGUGCAGGCCUGGCUUUUGGCUUCCCAAGGCAGAGUCCGAGAGAAACCAUGUCCCCGAAGCUGCCGCUGCGAUGGCAAAAUAGUGUAUUGUGAGUCAAAUGCCUUCCGUGAUGUGCCAAAGAAUGUUUCUGUGGGAUGCCAGGGCCUCUCUCUGCGGUACAACAGCUUGGUGAACCUCAGGGCUGGUCUUACCAGCCUCAGUCAGUUGGUCUGGCUGUACCUAGACCACAACUACAUCAAUGCAGUGGACAAACAAGCCUUUCAAGGUGUUCGAAGACUAAAGGAGUUGAUCCUCAGCUCCAACAAGAUCACACAUUUGGAAAACAGCACAUUCCAUUCGAUCCCCAACCUACGAAAUCUAGACCUCUCCUACAACAAACUUCAAGUCCUGCAGCUGAAUCAGUUCCAAGGCUUGCGCAAACUGUUGAGUCUCCACAUCAGAUCGAAUUCCCUCAAGACGGUUCCAAUGCGAGUGUUUCAGGAUUGCCGAAACCUAGAGUUUCUUGAUUUGGGCUACAAUCGACUGCGAAGUCUUACCCGUAACGCAUUUGCGGGACUUCUCAAACUGACUGAGUUACACUUAGAGCACAACCAGUUUUCAAAGAUCAAUUUUUCUCAUUUCCCAAGGCUGAACAACCUUCGUGCUUUGUAUCUGCAGUGGAAUCGGAUAAAGUCAAUAACCCAGGGAAUUACAUGGACCUGGACCUCUUUGCAAAAGCUGGAUCUUUCUGGAAAUGACCUGCAAGUGCUGGAUUCAAGCAUCUUCCAGUGUCUCCCUAACUUGCAGACUCUUAAUCUGGACUCCAAUAAGCUAAGCAACGUGUCUCAAGAUGCCAUAUCAGCUUGGAUCUCUCUUACUACCAUCAGUCUUGCGGGUAACAUUUGGGAAUGCAGCCCCAGCUUAUGUCCCCUUGUAGCUUGGCUGAGGAACUUCAAGGGGAACAAGGAGACCACCAUGAUUUGUGCUGGACCAAAGGAGGUUCAGGGUGAAAAAGUCAUUGAGGCUGUUGACACACAUGGAAUCUGUAAGAUGACCCCCACCCCUUACCAGCCAAUCUCCUCAACUGUAAGCUCCCCAUCCAAACCUGGACAUUUCCCCCCACCCACCAUGUUCAGGGUGAAUGAGAAAAUAGCACGCAACAACCCUGUUGCGCCUUCCCCAACGGCUGAAUCCCCAUCUGUCCCUGAGCAGGAUUUCGAGCAUGUUUCGUUCCACAAGAUAAUUGCCGGCAGCGUCGCCCUCUUCCUAUCCGUGGCCAUGAUCUUGCUAGUGAUCUACGUUUCCUGGAAGCGUUAUCCCAGCAGCAUGAAGCAACUGCAGCAGCAUUCCAUGGUGAGAAAACGCCGGAAAAAGGCACGGGAGACAGAGCGCACCCUCAGCUCUCCACUUCAGGAAUAUUAUGUGGACUACAAACCCACAAACUCUGAGACCAUGGACGUACUGGUCAAUGGGACAGGACCCUGUACCUACACCAUCUCCGGCUCCCGAGAAUGUGAGGUAUGAUCCGUCGCCCUCCUAAAAUCCAUUACCACUGCGGGGAACAAGAGGUAAAUGUCAAGUCGAUGUGAGGCGAAAAAAUUGUGUUGUCUCCCCCCCUUUUCCGCUGCUAGCUGUUCCCCUCUAAUGGGUAGGAAACAUGGGUCAGUGCACAGAAACUUGAGUCAUAUGUUCUCAGGCUUGUAAUCAACAUUUUGUUCCCUCCUUUUACCUCAGGUGUAGUAAGAUAAAACAUACUUGAGCAAAAAACACCUUGUUAUAUAUCAAACAGCAGCACCGGUUUGGGGAUUUUUACUCUCUGCUGGCUUAAAGCAAAGCAUAAAGUGCUGCUUUUAAAAUACACCACUGAUUGGCUACAAAAAUUAGUUUAGUUUCAAAUACUGGGUCAAGUCUCUGUGCAUUGCUUCUUUCCUAUCCCCUGUGUGUUUUUGCAUUAUUAUCAACAUCCAACACCCCAGGCAAAUGGCUGUUGAGUCAAACGAAUUGCAGUGGCCUGCUUGUUUAAAGGAAAGUGACAAAAAAAAGAGAUUGAUGAAAUGUGAGAGCUAAUAUAUUGGUCUGGUUCCAAGAUAAAUAUUUGCCUCAUCUUGGAUUUAAGGUAGCAGCGACUGGAUUAUUGAGGGCUUGGAGAGAUUUCCCUUAAUCAUGCACUUUGUCAGACAAAUCACCAAUUCAGGACGUAAUUAAAGGUACACAUUGCUGAUCCUUGUACGUAAUCCCGCCGCAUGGCUACUCUUGGCUGCUAGCAAUUGCAUCCUAUAAUUUAUGCAGUGUCAUAGGUUGUCCCCAUGAAAUAUGAUAAGGCCCACGUCCAGAUAUAGAGGAGCUUGAGAAAAUAAGCGUAAAGCCUUUUGCCACAAAGCAGCUACUCAGGUGGAGUCAAAGUACACAUACACUAUUUUACACAUACAAUACAAAUUACAUUUCUAUGCAGGCUGUAGAACAGCAAAACCAAAGGCAAUAUUCAUGGUAGAAAUAUAUUCAGUUAAGUUUUCACAGGUCUAAUUAUUCAUGGCUUUCAGCAAAGGUCAUCUUGAGUUUUGUCUCCCAUCACCCAGUGUUAGAACAAGUGUGAGAUCCAUAGGGAGUCUAACUUACAAGACAGCCAUCGUUUAGUUCUGUUUUUUUGAUUCAGUGGAUUGUAGGUAAAUCCACAUGGCAGUUAUAUUCCCAUUGUAAGUAAUGAGCAAGCCCAAGGGAUGCAUUUUAACAGCUUUCAAAAAUGCUUUCAGCUUUGCACAGUAAGUAAUAACAGGAAGUAUGUCCCGUGAAACAAGGUCAGAAUAAAUAAUUAUUGAGGUGAAUAAAUUAAAUUCACAAAUGGAUAGAAUUUACAAGUGAUUUGACUAAGAGGCUUAGCAAUUUGUUUGGAAGUUCUAUGGUGAUUGUCUUUGCUUUCGCACCAGUAAAAGGUAAUAUUUCAUUUUAGUGGUUUAAUCUGCAUUGUAAACAGGGUGCUGUGCUUUUCCGCUUGUGUACUGUUGCGGUGUUGACUCAUUUGCUUUAUAGUCUUUCUGUUGUUAGCAUCCAUCAUGUCCUUUGCCCCCUUUGUUGCUCCUGUUGUUGUGUCUGUUGACAAUUACCAAUUUUUUGCUAAAAAACACAGUGGGAACACAGGGAAAACACAGUGAUGUUGGGUAAUAUGUGUGUAUGAACUUAUGUGAAACGUGUGUUUUCCCUGUUGCUAUGAAUGUAAAAGUGAAAGCAUAACAUUUAAUGUAAAGUAUUAUGUAUUCUAUGUAAAGGUAGGAAAUUUUUUGGUUGAUUUUAAGUUUAAUCACUGACUCUGUUUUUCUGGUGCUAGCGUAGCAUGCUAAACAACAGAGAAUAUGUGAAAUGCACUAUAAACUUUUGCAAUAUAGGCUUUUAUGAAGCAUCAAAGUGAACUUCCCACCUAUAGUUUAAAAUAAGAUCUAUACACAGUGACAGACACAAAUACUUCCUUUUUAGCAAAUCUGACUGAAUCCUGGAAAUUUUAGCACAUUAUAGCUACAGUGUAAGAUUUAUAUAGAAUAUAAUUGGUAUGUAAAUUUGUUCCCCCUCACUUUUUAGUAUUUGAAUGCGUCCUUGUUUUGUCGGAAUAUAUCUUUAACUACAAGGUUUUAUAGUCUGCCUGACUCUCCAUCUCUCUCUUUAAUCAUACGGUUGCUCUCCUGCUUGAGUUAGAUGAGUCCCUGACAGCUUUUUGUUGACAAGGCAGAACCGCAGGAGGUCCAAGCAGUGGGCCAUUACUGAAGCCCCUUGAUGUUGUGAGCAGUCAGGCUGGCCAUAUUUACAGCAAGAAGGACAGUGAUUCUAUCUCAGAAAAUUGGAAGUGUCAAAGAGUGACAUCAGAGACAUAAAGCUACGGCUGUCAGAAAGCAAUUUUUAUCGAACGUUGAUAACCUGUGACCUCCUGUGACCGUGGUCAGUGGCAUUGCUCAUACACACAUAUCUGCAGAAGAGAAGAGGUAUAGAAUAACAUUGGGCUGAUAAUAUAGUGCGAUUGUGGACUGGACUGUCUUCUACACUCACAACAAUUGAAUGGAUGAAAAUAACAGAUGAAGGCUCUUGUUUCGUUUUGAAAUGGAUGCUUUGCACAGUCAGUAUUUGGCAAUAUGAGUUUUAACGUCUUAAUGAAGACAGAAUUUCAUUUUCCGGUGC